Alternaria alternata is the source of this 2734-nucleotide messenger RNA. Its product is annotated as nitrogen regulatory protein OTam. Gene Ontology annotation, biological process: DNA-templated transcription. Gene Ontology annotation, cellular component: nucleus. The coding region runs from base 111 to 2303 and encodes 730 amino acids. Lineage: Eukaryota; Fungi; Ascomycota; Dothideomycetes; Pleosporales; Pleosporaceae. The transcript has 2 exons. The record is from RefSeq and is a predicted model, not a curated record. Gene Ontology annotation, molecular function: DNA binding; zinc ion binding; DNA-binding transcription factor activity, RNA polymerase II-specific.
CACGUACCCUGCUUCCGAUAGCCAGAUACUUGCAACCUGAUUCGGAAGCUAGCCAACGGGCCGUGGUCUAUCAUAGCCUUAUCGCACCCAUUCCACCACGCCAGCUAGCCAUGACGGCCGUAGCAAUGCAGCAGCCGGCUAUGGGCCCACGCCCUGUUGUCUCUAUAGCACCAGCUCGUCCUCGCACGAUACAGAAGUCACCAUCCAGCAAGGAGAGCUUGGGCAAGCCCACGUCCAACAACGGUCCAGUAUCUAACAUCCGCUCACGGAGGGAACGCCCCUGUGACGCGUGCAGACGGAGGAAGAGUCGCUGUGUAAUACACGAGGGUGCUGCACUGUGUGUCUUGUGCGAGUUCCACAAGCAAGAGUGUACCUUUGUACAGAGCCCACUGCCACGGAAAAGGAAGGUCGUCGACGGUGAGAAGAAAGACUCACCAAACAACACCAAGAAGAGAUCCGUCGACUCAGAUCCUCCACCACUAGCACUAUCAACACCCACCAUCACAGCAACUGCGCCAAGUCCACCACCACCACAGCCCUCGCUGUCCCAAAUAGCAAGUCUUCACUUGCCUCAAUUUGGAGAGACACUGGGAUUGCAGCGACGGCAGCAUAGCAGAUACAUCGGUCUGAGUUCUCCGUUCGAUUCCCUGCUUAUUGGCUUGUCACAGUUCGAUACCCAUAACGAGUCGACCUUUGACCUUGGCACACUUCGACGAGUGAACGAUCAUGAAUGUUUCAUUAUGCUACCUGACGAAAACACACAAGACUUCGCCGGCGAGUCUGAGGCUUUAGGCCAGGUUGAGCAGCUUGUGCAUCCACAUGGCCCAGCUUUGCUAGAUCUGUACUUCCAAGUAGUACACCCAAAUUACCCCAUCAUCCAGAAGCACUUGUUCGUCGAGCGAUAUCGCAAUGGCGACCGAGGCUUCUCACCGGCUUUGUUGGCUGGCAUGUACAUUCUAGCCCUUAACUGGUGGUCACUCAACCCCAAGCUAGCCAACUAUUCUAGACCUGAUGCAGCCCGAUUGGAAGCAAUCGCCAUGAAAGCGCUUGCAUUGGCCAUGGAGCGGCCGAAACUUUCCACUGUACAAGCUGGCUUGUUGUUGCUGCAGCGUCCUGAAGCGGACUCUUGGAGCUUAACAACUCAGCUGGUGGCAAUCGGUCAAGAAUUAGGCCUACAUCUUGACUGUUCAUCAUGGUCGGUUCCUCUUUGGGAGCGUGGGUUGAGGAAGCGCAUAGCAUGGGCAUUAUACAUGCAAGACAAGUGGAGCUCCCUGAUCCAUGGCCGACCAUCACACAUUUUCAAUGCCAACUGGGCAGUAAAGCCGAUUACGGAAGACGACUUUAUUGAAGAAGGAGAUGGUUUCGAGACACGGCAAGAAGAGACGGAAGAUGAACAGGUGGAAAGUCACCGAGGCCGCAUACUGUAUGCUCAGAUGAUUGCGCUCACGCAGAUCAUGGCUGAGGUCAUGGAUACAUUUUACACCCAAACGGCUAUCCACGACUUCGCCAACGCUGGGAAGAAGUCAACUGAGCUGAUACUCGCACGCGCCAAACCAGUGCAGAUUAAGCUCCGUCAGUGGCAUGAGAAACUACCAGCGGAAGUAAAGAUGAGUGUCCCCGAAAAGGGUAAGCUCACCUCGACGGGUUACCUCCAUCUCGCAUACUUUGCAACAGAGAUCACGCUCCACAGGCGCAUAGUACAGUCGCUCGACUCUACUAACCCUGACUCAUACGGUCUCUUCAUGUGCCGCAACGCUGCGAAGACGCGCCUGAUCUCGGCUAUGGACUUUGUCAACAGACUAAAGCCAGAGCACUUACAGGCCUUCUGGUACUUUGCUUCCAAAGUCAACUUUACUCUUAUUGGUACCUUUGGAUCGCUACUGUGGGCUACGGCACCCGCCAAGGAGGAAGCUGAGUUCUACAAGCUCAGACUGUGCGAAUACCGCUGGACGCUUUCGGUUUCUUCGAAGCGAGCCGACUUCCUUGAGUAUGCAGUGUCAAUGCUGGACGCGAGUCGCGCCAUGCUGAACAACUUGGCGGAGAAGCCCAGUCUUGCAGAGCAAAUCAGCAACGCCGGUGUGCCGCCCGCGCCGCCUCCACGACAAUACAGCUCUUUCUCCAAUAUGGGACCGCCACAGAAUCCGAAUGGAGCAGGAAGGUACGAGAUGGAGGAUGUCGAUAUGGGUGACGAUAACGAUCUAAGACGGAUGUCCUCGGGCGAGAGCUUCGAGGGCUUUAAUGACGGAUCUCAGUAUGGUGGUAGUCGGCCACAUACAGCUGGCAAUUCGCCUCGCUCAAUGUGAGCGGUAGAUUCGAAGGAAUCGGAGCAUAGCUUUGACGGCUUGUGGAUUUGUCGUACAUGUUUCAGGACAGCGUCUUCUGAUGUUCAGCGAUUAAGCGUUCUUUUUCAUGGUGGGAUGGUGGGCGUUAUAUAGGUACGCCUGGUGCUGCCAUAACGGUGCUCUCAGGUUGCGCCAAAAUGGCGCCAUAUUGCGACACAGGGAUUGGGACACUUUAUGGAUUUGCUCUUUAGCGACUAUUGGUUACGAUUUGAUGUUGGAUGAUAGUAUAGACCACCUAUUGGAUACAGGGUAUUGACGCGAAUGACAAGUCAUUUGGUAUAUCGCCGCCUCGAAGGCGGCGCAAGCAACUUCGGUCUUUCUUUUGCGACAAUCGGCACGUGCCGAGUGAAACGUGGGUGUACAAGCCCACAUUGGUGUAACAAAAAAUCCAA